Sardina pilchardus (European sardine) is the source of this 2269-nucleotide messenger RNA. Its product is annotated as zinc finger protein 672-like. The transcript has 4 exons. The record is from RefSeq and is a predicted model, not a curated record. Bases 119 to 847 code for a protein of 242 amino acids. NCBI's taxonomy places the organism in Eukaryota, Metazoa, Chordata, Actinopteri, Clupeiformes, Clupeidae.
GUUGUGUGUGUGUGUGUGUGUGACGUCUCGUUUUCAGUAGCUUGCUAUGAGGGUGAACUUUCUUGAAGCCAGCUCACUCGAGCUGCUUUGACAUUUAGACAAGAGAGGUAGACAGAAAAUGGAGAAACUGUCAAGCUUGCUGGGUCUCACAAAGGCACUGCUGAGAGAGAAGGCCAGGAGUAUCAAAAAGGGACAACAGCAAAAAGCUCUCGGUGAUGGAGAGUUGAGAGGCAGAGCCAGAGGACACUCUAAGACACAGCUGGGAAGUACCAUUCAGCCACAAGGUUCCUGUGGUCACAGGGUGAAGUCCUCAGAAGUUAUCUGCAUGGUGAAUGCGUGCUUGAAACAGAAGAGUCUGGACUUCAGCUGCCCCGUGUGUGGGGAGGCGUGGGAUUGGGAGCUGGUGAAGGACCAGAUCCAGCUCUCUCAGGCUCAGGCCACCAUCCUGGAGGCCCAGGUCAAUCGCAUCGCCCAGGAGCUCCCAGACAGAUACAAGAAGUGCCCGAUCUGCGCCUGCAUCCUCAGCCGUCCGCUGGACAGCACAGGUCAGCCGUGCCCCUUCUCCAGCUGCGCCCGCUGCCCCCACACGCACCACUUCUGCUGGGCGUGCCUGGCGCCCUGGCUCUUCCCCGACGAGGCGGGCGCGGGCCAGUGCAGCAACGGCUCCUGCUACCUGGUGGGCACCCUGCUCUCGUGCGACGUGGUGACGGAGCCUGGCAGCACGGUGCUGGGGUGCCCGCGCUUCCGCGCCUGCCCCAAGUGCCUCGCCCUCCUCUCGCACACGAGGGACGACAGCGGUGGCGGCGGUGGCGGCGGUGGCGGCGGCAAGCACACGACGUGUCUGUAGUGCGGGCACGUGUUCUGCUACGUGUGUCUCCUGGACGCUGGCGCGUGCCCGCAAGAGGAGAGCGAGCACUACCUCCCGUUCUGCCGCGGCCAGAAGGCAAAGAGACAGUGGUUCGUUACGCAGCACGGCACGCAGGGUGAUCGGCUCUCCACUUGACGGACGAUAUAUUGUAUAUCAAACUCUCUCUCACUCUGUUUGGUGUGUCAGUUUCUGGCUGCGCUUGUGCUACUGUGGCAUCUUAUAAUGUUUGUGACAUUAAAGGGGAUUCAGGUUUUAGUUGAAUCUUUCCCAUACAGAAAAAAAUAUAUAUUGAAAUAUAUUUUUAAGUGUCAAAAAUAUAAUUGUGGGCCCAUUUUGAUUAUUUGAAGAUAUAUUUCAAAUAUAUUUUUGUUGUAUAUGGGCCUGUACGGGCAUACAGAACAAACAUAUAAAUGGCUACUGUAUACAUUUAAAAAAUUUAUUGAAAUAUAUUUUAAGUGUCAAAAAAACAAAAUUUGGGGGCCAAUUUCAAAUAUAUAUAUUUUUGUGUAUGGGUUUUACAUUAAAGUUGCCCUAAUGUGUUGAGAUGUUACAGUAAAAAGUCUAAAAUAGAACAAUGACUGACGCUUAAUGGAGUUAGAAAUAAGACUUUAAUUUGAAAGAAAUAAUUCAAGUUCGCUACUCUUUUCUAUUUGCUUUGUAUAUUUUUUUCUAUAGAUUUUAAAAUGCACAUAAACUUAUUGCAGUUCACAGGUGCUGAGCAAAUUAACUUGUUCACUCACACUGGUAUGGUAUGUGAACAUGGAAGAUCUGUUUAUAAAAACGAAUAUAGAACCACUGAACGGUGCUCCAAUGUUCCCUCACUGAUGACCAGCUGAGAUGGAAAGAUAGAGAGAGAGAAAGAGAGAGAGAGAGAGAGAGAAUAAGGGGUAGUGAGGACAUGUGAAGACAGAGAGAGAGGGAGAGACGGCAACGUGGACACCCACCUACAGCACCUCCGAGUCUGGGUAUUACUUCCACCACUUUCCCCCUCAUGCUCAUCCACUCAUGUGGAGGAAGAAAAGAGGAGAGAGAAUAUGAAGCACGAAGAAGAGAGAAAGAUUUGAGUAUUUAUGUGCCGAUGACAAGACUGAAAAGAUUUUUUUUGCAAACAGGUUGUCUGUGAGGAGAAUUAAAGAUUGUCUGUGAAGAGAGUUACAGAUUAGAGAUGACUAAGAAAGGCUGUGAACAUCUCUUUUAGAUCAGAUCUAGUGACAGCAUUGCCAUACAGGGAAUGGAGGGACUAAAAUAGCUGAGGGCUAAUGAGGUCAUGCUAAUGUGAAGACUGUGAAGUGUGAAGAGAAUGAGCAAGACCUCAAGCUGAAGCAAAACAAAUGGUUAAUAGUCUUGUAAACAUGAUAUUUAUACAAUAAACAUAAAGUAUUAAAGAUGACAUAAACCAGA